This is a messenger RNA of Closterium sp. Yama58-4, 546 nucleotides long. The record is from the annotation of a GenBank genome assembly. NCBI's taxonomy places the organism in Eukaryota, Viridiplantae, Streptophyta, Zygnematophyceae, Desmidiales, Closteriaceae.
AUGCUGAACCCGUCGGGGCAGCUGGUGGGGGUGAUCGGCGUGUCGGCGGACAUCAGCGACAUCAAGCGCAAGGAGGGCAAGAUCCGCGCGCUCAACGCAGCGCUGGAGGAGCGCCUUGUGGAGCGAACGGAGCAGCUGCAGCGUAACAACGAGGCGCUGCGGCGAGAAUGGAGGCGCUCCUGUCUGCGGGGGGCACCUGCAGCGAUGCAUCAAGGUGAGGGGCGGUCAUGUCACGAGUUACUACAUCCACCUUCGUUAGACUUGGAGCAAUUGAGCAGCCGCAUAUCACAGCAGACGCUGGUGCUGGAGCGGAUGGUGGCGGAGCUGCGCGAGUCGCGCAUGGAGGCGGAGUCCGCCAACCGCCUCAAGUCGUGGUUCCUGGCGUCCAUGAGCCACGAGAACCGUACCCCCAUGCAUGACGCGACUGCUGCUGUUGACGCUGCCGUCGGAGGAGCAGCAUGGCUUCGUGGAGACGAUCCGCAGCAUGGUGCAUGUAGAGACCACGAUGCUAGCGCGCAUGAGAUGCCAGUUCUGGACGGAAUCUAA